Colletotrichum godetiae is the source of this 385-nucleotide messenger RNA. RefSeq lists its product as uncharacterized. The transcript has a single exon. The coding region runs from base 97 to 354 and encodes 85 amino acids. The record is from RefSeq and is a predicted model, not a curated record. NCBI's taxonomy places the organism in Eukaryota, Fungi, Ascomycota, Sordariomycetes, Glomerellales, Glomerellaceae.
GUAUGACCGUCAAAGGGGGGCUGGCAAGCUGGCUGAAGUGAGGGUAGUGCAGGACAAGUCGGGACGUGAGAAUGUCGGACCUUGGCCCUGAUAUCCAUGUCCAUUUGCUGGACGUUGACGUUGCCAACGCCGAUGAGGUUGCUGCAACUAUUCCCUCCUCCAUCUGCGCAAGGUGUUUCUUGCUUGCAUCGCACACAGUCAUCUUUGUCCCCUGGUCCGUCGAGAAUUCUCCGCGCCCUCAAGCUUGGCAUGCAGCUUUGUGACCUGAUUAUGUAUAGAGACUCCGCCAGGAGCUGCCGUCGGUGGGUAAGCAUUGUAGCUUCGCCUAGCUUCCCAAAGUGGGUAGGUGAUUGAGGGGGUGUCGUCGUCGGGAAACUGUGUUCGC